Messenger RNA from Salvia miltiorrhiza (redroot sage), 1386 nucleotides. RefSeq names its product probable pectinesterase 8. NCBI's taxonomy places the organism in Eukaryota, Viridiplantae, Streptophyta, Magnoliopsida, Lamiales, Lamiaceae. Gene Ontology annotation, biological process: cell wall modification. Gene Ontology annotation, molecular function: pectinesterase activity. The record is from RefSeq and is a predicted model, not a curated record.
CACUUCAAGUGUUAAUUUCAUUCACUACUCAAUCAUAUAUUUAUCACUCCCUUUUUAAAUUUAUAACAUCACCAUGCAUUCCACUUUCUCUAGCUAGCUCCCCCUCCAAAUUAAAUUAUUAGAAACAAAAAUCAUGUCUCCUAAUAAACUCAAUUCUCUAGCCAUUCUCGUUGCCCUCGUUGCAGCCUUAGCAUCGACAAAUUUGUUGAGCCCAAAGAUGCCCCUUGUCCAUUUUAUCCCUUCAACUAUUUCCUCCAUACCAUUUAUCAUCACUUCACUAAUUAAGCGCAACCAUCACCACCACCAUCACACAGACGAAAAAAAGACCACCACCAUCUGCGACAAUUUCCCGCCGGAUUUCCCCCCGCCCGACACCAACACCACGUCGUAUUUCUGCGUGGAUUCUAAUGGAUGCUGCAAUUUUACCACCGUCCAAGCAGCAGUGGACGCAGUUGGUGUCAUGAGCCCCAAAAGGAACAUAAUUUGGAUUAACAAUGGGGUUUACUUUGAGAAAGUAACGAUUCCGAAAAGCAAACCUAACAUCACAUUUCAAGGGCAAGGCUAUACGUCAACUGCAAUCAUGUGGAACGACACAGCCAACUCCGCUCAUGGCACCUUCUACAGUGGCUCUGUUCAAAUUUUCGCAACUAACUUUAUUGCCAAAAACAUAAGUUUCAUGAAUGUAGCUCCGAUGCCGGUACCAGGAGCAGUAGGAGCGCAAGCAGUGGCGAUGAGAAUCGCGGGAGACCAAUCCGCCUUCUGGGGAUGCGGAUUCUUCGGAGCUCAGGACACCCUCCACGACGACAGGGGCCGCCAUUACUUCAGAGAUUGCUACGUCCAAGGCUCCAUCGACUUCAUUUUUGGGAACGCCAAAUCCUUCUAUCAGAACUGCCAUUUGGUUUCAAUAGCGAGCCCAGUUGCAGAGGGCACGAAAGGGAUAAACGGGGCGGUGACGGCGCAGGGCCGCGCCUCCAAGGAUGAGAACAGCGGUUUCGCCUUCGUCAACUGCACCAUCGGCGGCACCGGCAGGAUCUGGCUAGGCCGAGCCUGGCGCCCCUUCUCCACCGCCGUCUUCUCCUUCACCACCAUGUCCGAUAUCAUUGCGCCUGAAGGCUGGAACGAUUUCAACGACCCCACCAGAGAUCAGAGUAUAUUCUACGGGGAGUACAAUUGCACAGGCGAUGGAGCUAAUUCGGCGUCGAGAGCGCUUUAUGCGCAAAGGCUUAAUGAGACACAAGCUUCGCCCUUUCUAAAUGUUUCCUUCAUUGAUGCCGAUCAAUGGUUGCAGCCUUUUACAUCGUAACUUAUGAACAAUAUUUACAUUAUAAAAAUACUUUGAUUCAUUUGUCUCCACAAAUCAAGAAUGUUCAGAAGAAAUUCAUAAUU